Messenger RNA from Branchiostoma belcheri (Belcher's lancelet), 1595 nucleotides. Its product is annotated as zinc finger protein 239-like. The record is from RefSeq and is a predicted model, not a curated record. Gene Ontology annotation, cellular component: nucleus. The transcript has a single exon. Gene Ontology annotation, biological process: regulation of transcription by RNA polymerase II. Gene Ontology annotation, molecular function: DNA-binding transcription activator activity, RNA polymerase II-specific; RNA polymerase II cis-regulatory region sequence-specific DNA binding. Bases 28 to 954 code for a protein of 308 amino acids. Lineage: Eukaryota; Metazoa; Chordata; Leptocardii; Amphioxiformes; Branchiostomatidae.
GAAGUCAUUUGGGAUAUUCUCACCAGCAUGGCAUCAAGUGGAGUCAGCUCUGAUGACAUGGAAAGGAGUUUGGAAGGGGAGUUUGGCGGUGGAAUGCUGACUGCAAAAUCCUACGUGUGUGAGGAGUGCAGCAAGCAGUUCAGUCGGAAGGGUGAUCUGAAGACUCACAUGCGCACGCACACAGGGGAGAAACCUUACAAGUGUGAGGAGUGCAGCAAGCAGUUCAGUCAUCUGGGUAAUCUAAAGACCCAUAUGCGGACUCACACAGGGGAGAAACCCUACAUGUGUGAGGAGUGCAGCAAACAGUUUUGUCAGCUGUCUGAUCUGAAGAGACACAUGCGGACUCACACUGGUGAGAAACCCUACAGGUGUGAGGAAUGUGGCAAACAGUUCACGGAUCUGGGUAAUCUAAGGAAACACACGCAAACUCACACUGGUGAGAAACCCUACAGGUGUAAGGAAUGUGGCAAACAGUUCAGUGAGGCGGGUAGUCUGAAGAUGCACAUGCGGACUCAUACUGGUGAGAGGCCUUACAGGUGUGAGGAGUGCAGCAGGCAGUUUACUCAGCCGGGUAGUCUGAAGACUCACAUGCGCACUCAUACAGGGGAUAAACCUUACAAGUGUGAGGAAUGUGGCAAGCAGUUCAGUCGAAUGGGUGAUCUGAAGUCACACAUGCAGACUCAUACUGGAGAGAAACCCUACAUGUGUGGGGAGUGCAGCAAGCGGUUCAGUUGUCUUUACAGUCUGAAGAAACACAUGCGGACUCACACUGGUGAAAAACCUUACGUGUGUGAGGAGUGCAGCAAGCAGUUCCGUCAGUUGGGUAAUCUGAAGUCACACAUGCGGACUCACACUGGUGAGAAACCCUACAGGUGUGAGGAGUGCAGCGAGCAGUUCCGUCAUCGUUCCAGUCUAAAGAAACACAUGCAGACUCACACUAGGCAUAAUUCUUAAAAUGUUCCGAGUGUUGCAAACCAUCACAAGAGUCAUCUUAAAGGCCCAUUAUGUAACUUUUUGACAAUACAAAAAGUAUAUUUUCCAGUCUUUUCUUUUCAUAGUAAGUUGACUUAACCCUUUAGUAUUCCAGAGCAAUAUUCAGCCAUAAAAAAAUACAACAUCCUUGCUCCAAAAAAGCAUGAUAGAAGACUGAAUGAUCUUCUAUUCAAACCUCUGGCCACACCGAACGUAUGGUAUUGUCCAGGCCGGUCGUGUGGCCUACCUCCCAGUGGGGUGUCAGUCGACAGCUUACAAGUUUCCUAAAGACCUAAUCGUUUACCAGAUUUUUGAUCUCUUUUGAAGGGGUAAUGACCACAGUUUAUUGAUGACUAACAAAGUGCACUAAGUAGAUAAUUAUAUUCCACCUCAUGUAAAAGAUAUGAGUGUUUCCAAACAAGCUAAUCUUGUGACAUGUGCCCCUGUCUAUCUAGCCUGGCAUGCCAGACUAAUUAGCCACCCUAGGGGGCCAACCACUGUAAUUGUUUUUGUUGUUGUCCUAGUGUAAGGCCAAACCGGUGGCACUGGGAACUGGGGGCUGUUUGAAUCAACAAAAAAUAUGCAUGUCAAAAAUGUAUAAUAAUGACACAAAUGUGUUGAAA